This is a messenger RNA of Anolis carolinensis (green anole), 10191 nucleotides long. It is a transcript of the gene mtmr11, whose product is annotated as myotubularin related protein 11. Gene Ontology annotation, cellular component: cytoplasm; membrane. The record is from RefSeq and is a predicted model, not a curated record. Bases 1535 to 3694 code for a protein of 719 amino acids. The transcript has 17 exons. Lineage: Eukaryota; Metazoa; Chordata; Lepidosauria; Squamata; Anolidae. Gene Ontology annotation, molecular function: phosphatidylinositol-3-phosphate phosphatase activity. Gene Ontology annotation, biological process: phosphatidylinositol dephosphorylation.
AUUUGCCUCCUUCCUUGCUUUUCCCCUUCCUUUCUUCCCUCCUUCAUUGGUUCCUUCCUUCCUUCUUUCCUUUCUCUGUUCCUUCCUGUCCUCCUUCCUUCUUUCCUUCCUUUCUUCCCUCCUUCAUUUUUCCUUCUUUUCUUCCAUUCUUCCCUUCUUCCUUCUCUCCUUCCUCCCCUUCUUCCUUCAUUCCUCCUUCUUUCUUUCCUUCCUUCCUUUCUUCCCUCCUUCCUUCUUCCCUUCUUCUUUCCUUCUUCCUUCCCUCCUUCCUUCUUCCCUUCUUCUUUCCUUCUUCCUUCCCUUCUUUCUUCUUCCCUUCCUUCCUUUUUCCUUCCCUUCUUCCUUCAUUCCUCCCUCCUUCUUUCCUUCUUCCCUUCCCUUCUUCCUUCCUUUUCCGAUCACUUCUUUCUCCUUUUCUUUCUUCUUUCCUUUCUUCCUUCCAUUCUUCCUUCCUUCCUUCUUUUCUUCCUUUUUUCCUUCCUUCCUUCCCUCCCUUCCUACUUUCUUUCUUCCCUCCUUCCUUCUUCCCUUCCCUUCUUCCUUCCUUCCAUUCUUUCUUCUUUUCUUCCUUCUUUCCUUCUCUUCUCCCUUCCUUCCUCCCCUUCUUCCUUUCUUCCUUCUCUUCUUCCUUCAUUCCUCCUUUCCUUCCUUCCUUCUUCCCUUCCCUUCUUCCCUUCCCUUCUUCCUUCCUUUUUCCUUCCAUUCUUUCUUCUUUUCUUCUUUCUUUCCUUCUUUCCUUUCUUCCCUCCUUCCUUCCUUUUUAUUUCCUUUCUUCCCUCCUUCCUUCCUUCCUUCCUUCCUUUUCUCUCUCCUUCCUUUCCUCCCUUCCUCUCCACUUUCCUUCUUCUUCUUUCCUCUCUCCUCCUCUUGUUCUCUCUCCUCCUUCCUCUGUAUCCUUCCUCCUUCUCUCUUUCCCCUUCCUUCCUUCCUUUUUCUUUCCUUUCUUCCCUCCUUCCUUCCUUUUCUCUCUCCUUCCUUCCUUCCUCCUCUUCUUCCUUCCUUCCUUCCCUUCUUCCUUCUUUCCUUUCCUCUUUCCUUCCAUUCUUUCGUUUUUCCUUCCUUCCUUCCUUUCCUCCCUUCCUCUCCACUUUCCUUCCUCUCCUUUCCUUUUCCUCUUGUUCUCUCUCCUCCUUCCUUCUCUUUCCCUUUCCGCUCUUCCUUCUCUCUUUCCCUUCCUUCCUUCCUUCCUUCCUUCCUUCCUUCCUUGCCUUCCUUUCCCCUCCAUCCAUCCCCUCUCGCCCUUCCUCCUUUCCUCCCCUCCCUCUUCCUCCUCCUCUUCCCCUCUUUCUCCUCCUCCUUCUCCUCCUCUUUCUCCUUCCCUCUUUCCCAAGCCUUUCUCUUUCCCUUUCUUGGCUCUCCUUCCACCAAAACAAAGCCUCCCCAGAAAAGCCUUCUUUCCCUGGGAUUUCCUCCUUCCUCCCUGUCUCCCUCCUCUUCCCAAGCCCUUCUCCCUUCUGUUCUUUCUCCUUCUCCUCCUUUUCUCCCAUCCCUCCUUUCUCUCCCUCUUUAUUUUUAUGGGGCGCCUCAAGGCAACAUGCUUUCCAUCUCCAAACACUCCUUCAAGAUCAAGCAGCCUUGCCAAGAGCCUGGGCAACAAAGUCCAAAGUCUUCCAACAUGAGCGGAAAGAAGAACCGGAACGAAUAUGCGCUCCAAUGCAUCCCAGGCGAAUACAUCCAGGAAGAGGCUUCCAACGUCCGCAAAAGCGUCGCUUCCGGAGACGGGAACAUCCCAGGGACCCUUUACUGCACCAACUUCAGGGUGGCCUUCCUUCCAGACGUGGUUUCAGACAACGAGGACGGCUCCUCUCCUCCUUUCAUGCACAGCGACUACGAUGUGGCUCUCUCCUGCAUCGGGCGGCUGGUGGCAGUGAACAGCUUCACAAAGGCCAAGGUCUUGACCGGCACCUCGACCCUGAAGUUCAUCCCUGAGGAGCUGGUCAUCUAUUGCCGGGAUUUCCGGGUCCUGCACUUCCAUUUCCACGAAAGCGGCUUGGAACCACAAGCCUUCCGGGUGACCAUGGCCAUUGCCCAAGCCCAGGAGUGCGGCCACCGGGACAGCAGCGGUUGCGAAAACGUGGCUCUGAAAAAUCUGGAGAACAGCCGGCAGCGGAGGGAAGAGGAAGAGGCCGAGGAAGGCUCCGGCACGUUGCUUUUCGAGACUCUUUCGGACUGGGAGAAGGAGCUGCAGCGCAUGGGAGCGGACGGGUGGAGGGUCAGCCCCGCCAAUGAACGCUUCGAUAUGUCGACCAGCCUUCCGAAAUAUCUCUGGGUCCCCGGCCGGUUCUUGGACAACGAACUCAAGAGGACUUUUGUGCAUUUCAACGAACGGCGCAUUCCGAGGCUGUGUUGGCGACACCCGUCGGGCAGCAGUCUCCUCCGGUCGGCCAGCUUCCACCCGGAUUCGGAUCCGGAAAAAGAGGACAUGAGAUCGGUGGAGAGGCUGAUGCUGGCGGGCCAUUCCCAAUGCAUCGUUGUCGACGUGGCCUCUGAUCUCCCCAACUUGCCCGAAAUCCAACAGUCCUAUGCCCGGCUUUGGACCCUUUGCCUUGGCCUUGCAGAUUCCUCUGUCGCCCCUUCGGACGAGAAAUGGCUCUCAAGCUUGGAAGGGACGCGGUGGUUGGAUCACGUCAGGGCCUGCUUGAAGAAGGCUGGAGAGGUCUCCGUCUUGCUGGCCGAAAGGAGUCGCUCGGUGGUCCUGCAAGAAUCAAGCGACCGGGAUCUGAAUUGUUUGCUGGCCUCCUUAGUCCAGGUCCUUUCGGAUGCCCACAACCGAACCAUAUCCGGGUUCCAGAGCCUGAUCCAGAAAGAAUGGGUUGCGGCCGGGCAUCCCUUCCUCCACCGGCUCAAUCUGUUCCAGAAGAACGACCGAGACGAGUCGCCAGUCUUCCUGCUGUUCCUGGAUUGCGUCUGGCAGCUUCUCCAACAGUUUCCCCAGUCUUUUGAGUUUUCCGACACUUACCUGGUGGCUUUGCACGACAGCAGCUACCUGCCCUUUUCCAGCACUUUCCUCUUCAACUGCCAAUGGGAACGGGGCCGGAGGAACCAGAACGGGUUCCGCAACCAGCUCUACACCCCGAUCAACGGCUGGCGAGAGACCGUCUGCUUGGAGAUCCUGCGGGACGGAGGCAUCCCGGUCAAGGAAGCCGAUCCCGCGGCCUGCUUGCCCACCGCCUGGGAUUGGGGCCUGAGAUUCAGCCAGCGCCAGCGGUCCCAGUUCAGGAGCCCCUGGUUCCGCAAAAGGAGCCCCGGCACCGGAGUGGCCCUCAACGGAAACUUCCUUCCCCCAAAUGGCAGCAAGAUGGAGACUGCUCCUCCGGGGAAGGGCUGUUCCCUGUACCUCUUCUCCAAGGGAUCCCUCACUUUGCAGUCGCAGCUUUUCCCCUGGAAGAACGGAUCCCUGGCCAAGAGGGGAUCCCGCCGGAACUUGAUCUCCGAGGGCUCCGGAGAGGCGGAGAAGGCGACCAGGGGGAAUAAGCUCUUCCACGGCCGCCUGCCGGACCCCGAGGACGGGCUGCUCCUCCUCCCGUCCUAUUUGGGGCCUUCGGUCCGCUUCUGGAAACGCUGCUACCUUCGGGGGAACCCGGACGUUCAGGCGGGGCUCUUUGCUUCAUCGGUUGCCGAACUCAUGGAAGAGCUCAACCUUCUCGAAGAGCAGCUCUUGGCAGGCAAGAAAGGGCUUUUGCACGGCCUUUGAAGGAGAGAAAGUGAUCCUUGCAACAACAACAAAGCUAGAGGCUAUGGAGUUCGUUUUGCUAUCCUAAGAAGGGAGAAAAAUGCUUGCAACUCUGCAUUCGCAAUAAGCUGGGCUUUUCCCAUCGAACCCACCACUCUUCAUGUCACUUUUCGAUUAUGCUAUAGCUACAUUCUACUCCUUGUUGUUGUUUUUCCCAAGCUCUGUUUGGGUCUCUUUGUCAGGAAAGACCACGUUACAGAUGGAUUGAGCCUGCGUCCAUUGAUCACACGCUGUGAGCAAACGGCAUGAUGCAGCAGCUAAAAAGGCCAAUAUGAUUCUAACAACAUCAAAAAGAGUGUGAUUGAAGCUCAGUUUGCACCAAUGUUUGGGUCCAUGGGAGUAUAAUACCGCUUUCCGACCCUAAAAAGGCCGUUGCCUAAACAGGAACAGCAUCAGAAGUGCCUUUGACUUCCUUACUGUUCAGAGAGGGAAAAUCUCUGUUUUGGGUCUAAAAGCAUGGCGAGAAUGCCCUCCAGCAUUUGGGGACAAAAACCACGUUUUAAAAUGGGAUACAGCCCUCCCUUUGUCUGAUGCAAGUACUGACUAAUCAUAUAUGAAAACAGAAACUGGAUGAAGCUUUGUGGGAUCUUUCGUCCAAAUGAUGCAUUCCAUAAUAAUAAUAAUUAAUAAUAAUAAUAAGACUUUAUUUAUAUACCGCCCUAUCUCCUCAAGGGACUCAGGGCGGUUUCUAACGUCACAAGGAAACCAUACAACAACUUAAAACCAUACCACAAAACAUUUAUAUCUAUAUAUAAAAAAAUGUAAUGUGCAGAAUUAGGACUGAGUUAACAACAAAACCACUGGGCCGAAUCACAGCAAAUUUGGCCACAAAACCAAUCACUUUCCAAGGAGUGACCAUCCAAGAAAAAAAGAAGAAGAAAGAAAACACCAUGCCCGUAUGUAGAAAGCGGCCAGGCUUUUAAGCUGCAAGACUAUUCAGUGCAAUUCAAGCUGGCCAGACAAGGAUUCCUCUAGGUAUAACACAGCCAGGCACUGAAGCUGCAAGGCUAUUCGGUGCAAUUCAACCAGACCAACAAAGAAUUAACUUUGGUAGAGGGCGGCCAGGCUUUGAAGCAGCGAGGCUAUUCAUUGCAAUUCUAGCAGCCCAAGAAACCAUUCCCUUAGAACGCAAGUACCCAGGCUUCCUAGCAGCAAGCCUAUUCCAUUGCAUUCCAGCUCACCAAACAAGGAUUCCCAUAAGAAGAAAACAGCCAGGCUUUGAGGCUGCAAGGCUAUUCACUGCUAUUCCACCCGGCCAACAAAGGAUUCCCAUACGUCACAGCAACGUGUGGCAGGGCAUAGCUAGUACUGUAUAUAGAAAUGUAAUGUAAUUAGGAUCGAGUUAUCAACAAAACCACUGGGCCAAAUCACACCAAAUUCGGCCACAAUUCUCAUCACUUUGCAAGGAGUGACCUUGCAGCUUCAAAGCCUGGCUGCUUCAUACCUAGGGGACUCCAUUGUUGGCCAACUUGAAUACCAUUGAAUAGCCUUGCGGCUUCAAAGCCUGGCUGCUUCAUACCUAGGGGACUUCAUUGUUGGCCAACUUGAAUACCAUUGAAUAGCCUUGCGGCUUCAAAGCCUGGCUGCUUCAUACCUAGGGGACUUCAUUGUUGGCCAACUUGAAUACCAUUGAAUAGCCUUGCGGCAUCAAAGCCUGGCUGCUUCAUACCUAGGGGACUCUAUUGUUGGCCAACUUGAAUACCAUUGAAUAGCCUUGCAGCUUCAAAGCCUGGCUGCUUCAUACCUAGGGGACUCCAUUGUUGGCCAACUUGAAUACCAUCGAAUAGCCUUGCAGCUUCAAAGCCUGGCUGCUUCAUACCUAGUGGAUUCCAGUUACCCAACUUGAAUACCAUUGAAUAGCCUUGCAGCUUCAAAGCCUGGCUGAUUCAUACCUAGGGGACACCAUUGUUGACCAACUUGAAUACCAUUGAAUAGCCUUGCGGCUUCAAAGCCUGGCUGCUUCAUACCUAGGGGACUCUAUUGUUGGCCAACUUGAAUACCAUUGAAUAGCCUUGCAGCUUCAAAGCCUGGCUGCUUCAUACCUAGGGGACUCCAUUGUUGGCCAACUUGAAUACCAUCGAAUAGCCUUGCAGCUUCAAAGCCUGGCUGCUUCAUACCUAGGGGACUCCAUUGUUGGCCAACUUGAAUACCAUCGAAUAGCCUUGCAGCUUCAAAGCCUGGCUGCUUCAUACCUAGUGGAUUCCAGUUACCCAACUUGAAUACCAUUGAAUAGCCUUGCAGCUUCAAAGCCUGGCUGAUUCAUACCUAGGGGACACCAUUGUUGACCAACUUGAAUACCAUUGAAUAGCCUUGCGGCUUCAAAGCCUGGCUGCUUCAUACCUAGGGGACUUCAUUGUUGGCCAACUUGAAUACCAUUGAAUAGCCUUGCGGCUUCAAAGCCUGGCUGCUUCAUACCUAGGGGACUCUAUUGUUGGCCAACUUGAAUACCAUUGAAUAGCCUUGCAGCUUCAAAGCCUGGCUGCUUCAUACCUAGGGGACUCCAUUGUUGGCCAACUUGAAUACCAUCGAAUAGCCUUGCAGCUUCAAAGCCUGGCUGCUCCAUACCUAGGGGACUCCAUUGUUGGCCAACUUGAAUACCAUCGAAUAGCCUUGCAGCUUCAAAGCCUGGCUGCUUCAUACCUAGUGGAUUCCAGUUACCCAACUUGAAUACCAUUGAAUAGCCUUGCAGCUUCAAAGCCUGGCUGCUUCAUACCUAGGGGAAUCCUCUCUAGGCCACCUAGGCAUAAGUAUACAAAACAUACAUAUCAAUCAAUAAAGAGCAUAAGUACACAAAACAUACAUAACAGUCAAUUAACCACAGACUUAAAACUAGUAACAAGAUAUUCCAUCAUCCCUUAGCUUGACUUGUUUUUGGUGGGGAUCGGGGAGAGUUUGCAUGUGUCAUUUGGGGUUUUGCAAAUACAUAAUAUGCUGUGUAUAUAUUUAUAUUUGUGUGUUUUGGCAAAAAUCCUGUUCUUCCAACCAUCCUCUUAAAAGAGCACUUAAUCUAUAGUUAUAAACUAUAUUUAUAGUUUUCUUGGUCCCAAACGUUGCCCUCGCUGUUAAAAAAACUUUAUGGGACCUUUGCAUUUUCCUUUGCCUUACAUAGCCUUACAUCUAUAAAUACAUAUUGUCUGGGGGUAUUAAAUGCUGCUUACUUACUGAGUAGAUUAGAUAGAUAGAUGAUAGGACCAAGGCUGCUUCCUCAGGCAUAGAAUCGGUACAUUAAAAAUUGAUGCUGGAACCUAGGAAUUUAAUAUAUCUCUGUAUAUCGUGUUUGCAAGUUUCGCCCCGGCUUUCCUUCUUGCUUUUGAGUGCCUAACUGUGUAUAUAUUUCUAAUCCAGGGGAAAUAUAGUUUCUCUGGUGCUCUGUAGUCUUUCCAUGACGAAGUUUUGAUGCUGCUGUUAGGUUUUGUUUUUUUAAAAUUUGGAACGUUGUUUAUAAGCUUUAGUCCAAGAGCCUUAAGCAAAGGAGGCACAAGUAGUUGAAAGCUAUAAUAAUAAUAAUAAUAAUAAUAAUAAUAAUAAUAAUAAUAAUAAUAAUAAUUCCAAAGCAGAAUGGAGUGGGACUAUGACUUCCCUUGAUCUCGGCUCUAUCCGUCUCUUGAUGCAGCCUGGGAUUGUAUUAUUAUUAUUAUUAUUAUUAAUAAUAAUAAUAAUAAUAAUAAUAAUAAUAAUAAUAAUAAUAAUUCCAAAGCAGAAUAGAGUGGGACUAUGACUUCCCUUGAUCUCGGCUCUAUCUGUCUCUUGAUGCAGCCUGGGAUUGUAUUAUUAUUAUUAUUAUUAUUAAUAAUAAUAAUAAUAAUUCCAAAGCAGAAUAGAGUGGGACUAUGACUUCCCUUGAUCUCGGCUCUAUCCGUCUCUUGAUGCAGCCUGGGAUUGUAUUAUUAUUAUUAUUAUUAAUAAUAAUAAUAAUAAUAAUAAUUCCAAAGCAGAAUAGAGUGGGACUAUGACUUCCCUUGAUCUCGGCUCUAUCCAUCUCUUGAUGCAGCCUGGGAUUGCAAUAAUAAUAAUAAUAAUAAUAAUAAUAAUAAUAAUAAUAAUAAUAAUAAUAAUAAUAUAAUGAUGAUGAUGAUGCAACCUUUAUUUUGUAUGUUAUUUCAUAAGCUUUUGUUCAGGACCUUCAAGCAAAGGAGGCAAAGUGGUUUAAAGCAAUAAUUAUUAAUAAUAAUAAUAUAAUGAUGAUGAUGCAACAUUUAUUUUGUAUGUUAUUUCAUAAGCUUUUGUUCAGGACCUUUAAGCAAAGGAGGCACAAGUGGUUCAAAGCUAAUAAUAAUAAUACAGCAACAAUAACACAAGAAUAAAUAUGGCAUAAAUUUGCUUGUAGGAGCCUCUAGUUUAAAGCAAUAAUAAUAAUAAUAAUAAUAAUGCAACAUUUUGGUAUGUUUUUUUAUGAGCUUAAAUUUAGGAGCCUUAAGAAAAGUUAGCAAAAGUAUGUUUAAAGCUUGGGUUGCUGUGAGUCUUUUGGGAAGUCUGGCCAUGUUCCAGAAGCACUCUCUCCUGACGUUUUGCCCACAUCUAUGGCAGACAUCCUCAGGGGUUGUGAGGUCUGUAGGCAAGUGGGGUUUGUAUGUAGACCUAGGGUGGGAGACAAAACUCUCGUCUGUUGGAGGCACGUGCAAAUGUUGCAAUUGGCCACCUUGAUUAGUAUUGAAUAGCCUUGCAACUUCAAAGAUUGUCUGCGUCCUGCCUGGGGGAAUCCUUUGUUGGGAGAUGUUAGCUGGUCCUGAUUGUUGUUUGAGAACACAGAAAUGCCAGCUAACCCUUCCCGUUAAAGGAUUCCCCCCCCCAGGCAGGAAGCAGCCAGGCUUUGAAGCUGCAAGGCUAUUCAAUACUAAUCAAGGCUGGCCAGUUGCAACAUUCACGCUUUCCUCAAACAGACAAUAGUGUUUUUUUUCUCUCCCACCUGUACAUCAUUCCACAUAUAUAUAUAAAAUCCCACUUGCCUAAUUUCAAACAGAUCUCACAAGCUUUGAGGAUGCCUGCCAUAGAUGUGGGCGAAACGUCAGGAGAGAAUGCUUCUGGAACAUGACCAGAGAACCUGGAAAACUCACAGCAAUCCAGAGAUUCUGGACAUGAAAGCUUUCAACAAACACAGUUUAAAGCUUAUUAUUAUUAUUAUUAUUAUUAUUAUUAUUAUUAUUAUUAUUACUACUAUGAUCUUAUUAUGACACAGCAAACUAGAUAUGCUGGAUUUCAUAUCACAAAAUCCCAAGUCGAACACUUCCCAAGUGUCUAGGACUGUGUGAUGUAUUUAUUAUUAUUAUUAUUAUUAUUAUUAUUAUUAUUAUUAUUAUUAUUAUUAUUAUUAUUAUUGUAUGACACAGCAAACAAGAUAGACAUGCUGGAUUUCAUAUCACAAAAUCACAAGUCGAACACUUCCCAAGUGUCUAGGACUGUGUGAUGUAUUAUUGUUAUUAUUAUUAUUAUUAUUAUUAUUAUUAUUAUUAUUAUUAUUAUUAUUACUGCUGCCACGAGUGGUUUAAAGCAAUAAUAAUAAUAAUAUGAUGAUGAUGGUGAUGAUGAUGCAACAUUUCAUAAGCUUUCGUUCAGGCGCCUUAAGAGAAGGAGGCACAAGCAGUUUAAAGCUAAUAAUAAUAAUACAGCAACAAUAAUAUAAGAAUAAAAUAAAUUUGGCAUAAAUUUGCUUGUAGGAGCCCCGAGGUGGUGUAGCGAGUUAAAUCUCUGAGCUGCUGAACUUCCUGACCAAAAGGUCAGCGGUUCGAAUCCCGGGAGCAGCGUGAGCUCCUGCUGUUAGCCCUAUCUUCUUCCAACCUAGCAGUUCGAAAACAUGCAAAUGUGAGUAGAGCAAUAGGUACUGCUCCGGCCGGAAGGUGACAGCACUCCUUGCAGUCAUGCCAGUGGCCACAUGACCUUGGAGGUGUCUAUGGACAACGCCGGCUCUUUGGCUUAGAAAUGGAGAUGAGCACCAACCGGGGAAAACCUUUACCUUUACCUUACAUUGGCUUGUGGUUAUGAAAAUUGGAUAAACACUGCUCUCAGGUGCAAUUGUAAAUAGGAUGGAAAUGGAAUGGAAAUAAUCAGCAUAAGCAUAAUGUUCUUAGUCAGACAGAUGGCUGGCUUUCAUUUUUAGUUGCAUAUCUUCGGCUUGUCCUCAGCUUUGACAAAUACCGUAUUGACAAAUACAUUGGUUUUGGAAAUGUUUUUUUAUGGGACAGAUUGCUGGUUUUUAUUUGUGUAUAUAUUGGCUUGUUCUCAACGUUUGCCUUUGCACAACACUUGGGACGGGAACUCCGUGCUGAUUUUUACAUUCGUGCAGCAUGAAGCACACGGGUAAAAACCCAAGUACUUUCCCUGCAACUUGUAAUAUAAUUUUAUAUAGUAAUAGCGCUAUUUCAGCCUCUAUUAAAGAUUUCAGAAUUUUUAAAGCUCCAAUGACUCUCUUUGUGUCUUGUCUUCGAGAGGCUGUGUCUUUAAAAUAAAUCAUUUUGGAAACA